AUGGAACCUCUUCCGGGCAGGCCGGGGAAUUUGACCCCCGAAGAGGAUGAGAAGCUGCGCAAGUUCUGGGAGAUGUUCUUGCACGUAUGCGGCGUUCUGGGUGAGGAGGCCUCCGGCGAGGUAGACAACGCUUCAGAGAGUCAGGGGAAGUCGGGCACCGCGGGAUCUGAAAAAAUUAAGAAGAAUCGGAUGUCUAUUUUUAAGAAAAAGAAGGACAAGACCAAGGAUGGCGCAGCGCCUGCCAAGGUCCCCGCCAUGGACGGCAUCAAGGAAAACGACCCAGAAGAUAAAUGGGGUGAAAACAAGGCAUACCUCGAUACCUUAGCCACACACACCCCGGAGCAGAUAAGAGCCACGAUCUGGGCUAUGGUCAAGCACGACCAUCCCGAUGCUCUUUUACUACGGUUUCUAAGGGCCAGGAAAUGGGACCUCCAAAGGGCCCUUGUCAUGCUGAUGUCGACGAUGAACUGGAGGUGUUCGGAGGCCCAUGUUGACGACGAAGUUAUGGCCAACGGCGAAGAACUUGCUUCCAUCAACGAGAAAACCGGUGAUGAAAAGACUAAAAAAGUAGCACAAGACUUUCUAGCUCAACUACGCAUGGGAAAGAGUUAUUGCUACGGUACUGAUAAAGCGGGAAGGCCUAUUUGCAUUGUUAGGGCUCGCUUACACAAAGCAGGCGAGCAGUCUGAGGAAGGCCUGGAACGUUUUACUGUUUAUUUGAUCGAGACGACCCGGUUUAUGCUUCACCCUCCUAUUGAUACUGCUUGUGUCGUUUUCGACUUGACUGGCUUUUCCUUAGCUAACAUGGAUUACACUCCGGUGAAGUUUAUGAUAAAAUGCUUCGAAGCUAAUUACCCCGAGAGUCUCGGUGUGGUUCUCGUUCAUAAGGCCCCAUGGGUCUUUCAAGGUAUCUGGAAGAUUCUUCGGGGGUGGCUCGAUCCCGUAGUUGCAGGCAAAGUCCAUUUCACAAAUACAGUCAAGGAUUUAGAGGAGUUUGUUGCUAAGGAGAGACUACCCGACGAACUGGAAGGCACAUCUGGCUAUACCUAUAAAUACGUAGAGCCAGUGCCCGGUGAGAAUGCCAAGAUGAAGGAUUUAGAGACAAAAGAAAAGCUUCUGCAGGAGCGGGAGGCUCUCUACGAAGACUACGAAAGCAAGACGAUCGAAUGGAUUAACGAAACAGACGCCACGAAGAGGGCGGCUAUCUAUUCAGAGCGGAACACGAUUGCUAAGAAGCUUAGGGAGCAAUAUUGGCACUUAGAUCCUUACAUUCGGUCAAGGUCUUUCUUCGACAGGAUAGGUGUUAUCAAGCCCGACGGAAGCCUUGACUAUUACCCCUCGAAAAUCACAAACGGGACGACGGCCGCGUUGGCAGCGGGAGAAACGUCAGCUGAUGAUGUCGACUAA
This is a messenger RNA of Daldinia vernicosa, 1407 nucleotides long. RefSeq names its product CRAL/TRIO domain-containing protein. Bases 1 to 1407 code for a protein of 468 amino acids. The record is from RefSeq and is a predicted model, not a curated record. NCBI's taxonomy places the organism in Eukaryota, Fungi, Ascomycota, Sordariomycetes, Xylariales, Hypoxylaceae. The transcript has 4 exons.